AGCGCAGGCUGCCGAUCAGCACAUGUAGCAGAGAAGGUUCCGCCGUCUCGUAGUAGAAGAAAAUAUGCCUCGGUGCAUGCAGGCAGCGGAGGAAACCCCGCCGAGCUAAAGCUAGCAAAGUAGGAACAUGGAAGAUGAGGAGGUCGCCGAAAGCUGGGAAGAAGCUGCCGACAGUGGGGAAAUGGAGAGAAGAUUAGAGGAGAAGCUGCGGAUUAGCCAGAAAGAGAGACUUUCAGGUGGGAGUUCAGGUCGCUCUCCAAUGAAGACGGCUAUCAUGAUCCAGGACGACUCCCUUCCAGCCGCACCCCCUCCACAGAUCCGCAUUUUGAAACGACCCACCAGCAAUGGAACCUUAGGAUCUUCUGUAACGCGGAGCCGACCCUCACCACAAGUGAAGUCCUUAGCUCAGAGGGAGGCAGAAUACGCUGAAGCCAGGAAACGAAUCCUUGGCAGUGCUGAUGACACACCUCAGGAGAGACCCAGUUCAGACAGAUCACCACGUUCAGAAGACACAAGAUCAAACAACCAUGUGGUUCGGCAGCCAGCAGGUCCAGAUGGUACGCAAGGCUUUCGCCAGCGCAGAUAGGAAUAAAGGUCUAGGAGGAGAGGAGCUGUUGGUCUCCUAGCGUAAUGUUAAAAAUUGUUAUUUUUUAAUCAAUAUUUAGGAUAUGGGAUGUUUAUGAAAUAAGAAGAAAAUCCCUUCACACCCAUCAUGGCUCUUGAGUCAGCAUGGAAUGUAAAAGGGGAGGAAAUAACAUGGAAGAGCGAAUGGGGGGGAAAUCUUUAUUUUUUUAACCCCCAUUUUACACUGUGAUGAGGACUUCUUCUGGACAAUGCUCACUGUGAUCCCCUCCUUUCCCACCCAACAAACUGCAAAUCGGCCCCCAACCAUAACACCUAACUCAACUGUGACUGGCGACCCGUCUGCCAACGGACAGCUUUUGGCCAUUAAGUGACUUGGAGAUCAGCUGGUUGGAACAAAAAGUGUAGUGAGAUGAAUAAGGUUGUCAUGGAAAUAAUGUAAGAGAAUGGCACAAGGGCACCAGCUCUCAGCAAUAAUGUUUGGCAUAUUGCUCUUUAUGAUCUUUGUCAUCCCUUUCCAUGCUGUUCUUCCCAAGCUUUUGUAUUAGUCAUUUUGGUCUCUCUUUUUUUUGUUUUUAUUUCAGCUAUUUAUGGCCUAGUCUGCUGAAUGCCAUAAAUUUUUAAUUGGGAAGGGAACGGUAAGGGGUUCUGUAGAAACUUGAGAUGAGUCAAGUUUUGUUGUUUACGUUUGUUAUUUUUAUUUUUAUUUUUAAACUGCUGGGUCUUCCGCUGAGUGUCCUGAUUUCUACAUAAAG
Molecule: messenger RNA, 1337 nt
Organism: Colossoma macropomum (tambaqui)
Lineage: Eukaryota; Metazoa; Chordata; Actinopteri; Characiformes; Serrasalmidae
Gene: szrd1
Product: SUZ RNA binding domain containing 1
Exons: 4
Coding region: 128-586 (152 amino acids)
Source: RefSeq, a predicted model, not a curated record